AUGUAUAUAAAAUUUUCGUUUUCAGUGAUCAGCCAUUUAAAAAAAUGUCAAAAAUGUCUAUAAAAAUUCUGAAACCUACCAGCUGAGAGCAAAAUUAGGAGAAUAGUAAGGGAAAAUAUGUUCCGGAUAUUUUACAUAAACUAUAUUUUCCGGAUUUUUAAAAAAUGACCUGGAUGAUCACUAUACAUAUACUUUUAUUUGCAGCAGAAUUGGAUGUAAAGAACGAUUCAUUUUAAAAACACUACUUCUGAUCAAACUUUUAAAUUUAAACUUUAACUUAUGUAAACAACUGGAAGUUUGUUUACUAUUUUAGAAUUUUGUACAUAAUACUAUACACAGUACAAUCUCUCUAAUUCGAAUUUUGUAUGUAAAAAUAAGUUUAAAUUAAAGAGAUUUUUUAAUUAUAGAAAGUUAAUUUAUUUUCAUUAUACAUUGUAAAAAAGAUAGUUUUCAAACGUGUGUAAAAAUAUUGUUUUUUUUUUUGCCAUAGAAACUACCUUAAAUAAAUUAUUUCAUCUUCAACAGCAAAACUAUGCCAAGUACUUGUUUUGUUAACGGUUGCUCAAGUAGAGCUGACCGUGACAAGAUGUCUUUCCAUAGCUUCCCCGCUGUUAUAAAACAUCAAGAUAAUAAAACGCUAGAGUUGUCAGCUAAGAGGCGCUGCGAGUGGAUUGCAGCAGUUAAUAGACAAAAAAAACCAACCAAGUUCUCGAAAAUAUGCUCUGCUCACUUUAAUUCGGGUAAACCAGCUGCAUUAUAUGACGUCACCAGUCCUGACUGGGUUCCUAGUUUAUUAUUGUCUGCAUCAGUAAGGCAACCACAAGAUAAAAAGACAGACACCUUUACUCUCCACAGAACUUUAAAAGUUGCAAGGUAAGUCCUUUAUAAGUUGGUUGACUGAAGUUGUGUUGCGUAUCCUAAGUAAAAAAUUACGCUGUUAUAAAAGAUUGCACUGUCAUUUUUCAAAAGUGCAUUUUGAAUAAGUAAAUAUUUAAUGGAAUUUUAAAGUAAAUAAAGUGACGCUUUAAGCAAAAUUUUAGUCCUCAGUCUCUUAUGACAACUUUGUUGCCGACCGUUGAACUUCAACAUUGACUUACAGAUUUAUGUCACUUUCAGAUAUUCUCGAGCGCAAAUUAGAGCUGAAAAAAAGACCAUGUAUACUGCCGCAGAGGAUUUGCUACAUUUUGCAGAGGGAGCUGCUAGUGAAACAGUUAGCGAGGUUUCAAUCAGCGAUUUUAAUGCAAAACGUAAAAUAUGCACUUUUUUGUUGAAAGGUCCUGUUUAUAAAAAGCAAAGUAAUGAAGUCGAAUUCCUGACGAUUGAUGAUAGUCUCUCAGCGCAAAAUAAUGAAAGUGAAUUCCUGAUGCAAGAUUAUAGACGAGUUCUAAGUGAGAACAUUAAGUUAAAGAAGAAGCUCCUCUCGUUUGAAGUAACAGUUGAGUCAUUUACCGAUGAUGAUAAAGUUCUUUAUUACACAGGCUUGCCCUGUCGUAAAGUGCUAUUAGCUGUGUUUCAGCAUGUCGAAGCAUAUAUUUCGUUAACAGCGCGUUCGCGACUAUCUAAGUUCCAAAAAUUAAUUCUUGCGCUAAUGGAGCUUCGUCUUGGAACCCCAAUACAAGACUUAGCAUUUCGAUUUGACAUUUCCUAUUCCGUUGCUUCAAAAACUUUCAAGAAUAUUUUGCACAUACUAUAUGUUCGUAUGAAACCUCUGAUUUACUGGCCAGAAAGAAAAGAGUUACAACAAUCUAUGCCAUUAUCGUACAGACAACACUUUGGGCUUAAGAUAGCUGUCAUCAUAGACUGUUUUGAAAUUUUUAUUGAAAGACCCUCAAAUCUUAUGGCUAGAGCGCAGACAUGGAGCAACUAUAAAAGUCAUAACACCGUAAAAUAUUUGAUUGGCAUUGUUCCACAAGGCGUUAUUUCUUUCAUUUCCCAAGGAUGGGGUGGGAGAACUAGCGAAAAGCUUAUCACCGAACAAUGUGGACUCCUUGAGAAGCUCAACCCUGGGGAUGUAGUGCUUGCUGACCGAGGCUUUAACAUAGCCGACUCUGUUGGUCUUAUGUGUGCUGAGGUUAAAAUUCCAUUUACAAAAGGAAAGAAGCAGCUAUCAGCUGUUGAUGUCGAAAGUACUAGAAAAAUUGCCCGAUCGAGGGUCAACGUAGAAAGAGUGAUUGGACUUGCCAGAAACAAAUACACUAUAUUGAAGGAAAUCUUACCAGUCGACUUUUUGAUGUGUGAGGCCGACAAUAUACCAACUGUGGACAAAAUUGUUACAGUAAGUUGUGCUCUUACCAAUUGCUGCAAAUCAAUCGUACCUUUUCAUUAAU
Molecule: messenger RNA, 2327 nt
Organism: Hydra vulgaris (swiftwater hydra)
Lineage: Eukaryota; Metazoa; Cnidaria; Hydrozoa; Anthoathecata; Hydridae
Source: RefSeq, a predicted model, not a curated record